AAAAGCAGCCGACAGAGCUGCUCGGGAGAGGUGGAGCGGCAGGCACCCGGGCUUCUCGGGGCUCGCAGAAGCCUUUCCUCACCAUUCCUGACGAACACGGCACAGCUUGGGACGCUGCUUGCAAAUACCGGCAAGCCGGGAGGACGCUGUCUGGCUUUUGGGGAGAGGAAUGGCGUGGAACGGGAGAUGGAGCGGAGGCAGCCUCAGGCAAGUGAUCUUGUUCCUUCUGUGCUUUUCCGUGUGGCAGAGCGGGGCCGAAAGCCUCCGCUAUUCUCUGGCGGAGGAGAUGGAGAGGGACUCCUUUGUGGGCAAUAUUGCCCAGGACCUGGGGCUUACUCCGAGCCAGCUGGCAGCUCGCAAGGCGCGCGUUGUGUCCGAGGGGAACCAGCAGCUUUUCCGCCUCAACCCGAGCACCGGAGUGCUGACGGCCAAGGAGUCUCUGGACCGAGAGGAGAUCUGUCCUCAGAGCGAGACCUGUACGGUCUUCUUUACGGUCUUUUUAGACAACCCGUUGCAGCUGAUCCGAGGGGAGGUGGAGGUUGUUGACGUGAAUGACAAUUCUCCCGUCUUCCCGGAGAAGGAAAUGGUUUUCGAGAUUCCCGAAACGACACUUCCUGGGUCUAGUUUCCCCUUGAAGAAUGCUCGGGACAAGGACGUUGGCAGCACCGGCUUGCAGAACUAUAGCCUUGAGUCCAAUUCGCAUUUCUCCCUUGCUGUCACAACAAGGAAUGAUGGUGCAAAAUAUGCAGAGCUCGUCCUAGACCAGCAGCUGGACCGAGAAGAGAAUAUGGAGAUGAAUUUACUCCUGACAGCCACCGACGGAGGCUCGCCACCCAGGUCGGGUACGGCUCUGAUUCGGAUCGUGGUGCUGGAUGCCAAUGACAACACCCCAAUGUUCAACCAGAAGGUCUAUAAUUUGCACCUUGCCGAAAACAGUCCCCUGGGCCAGCUGGUGGUCAGAGUUCAUGCUACAGAUGCCGACGAAGGGUCCAAUGGAAAAGUGCAGUACACCUUGACUGAGACAUUGGAAGGAUAUGAGCAGCUCUUCGAUCUGAACCCUGACACGGGGGAGAUUCGUGUGGCAGGUAAUGUGGACUUUGAGGAAAUGAAAAAACAUGAGAUGAUGGUGAGAGCCACUGACGGCGGGGGACUGUCUGCACAUUGCAAAGUGCAGGUGGAGGUCGUGGACGUAAAUGACAACAUCCCGGAGAUACAGCUGACCUCACACACUGCCUCCGUUCCCGAGGACGCACCACCACGCACACUGGUGGCCCUCUUCAGCGUGCGGGACAGAGACGCCGGCGACAACGGCAGGACAGAGUGCACCAUCGAAGGGGACUUGCCCUUCACUCUUACCCCCACCUUCGGCAAUUUCUACGAGCUGAGAACCAACGCGGCGCUGGACAGGGAGACGACGGCAGAGUAUAACAUCAGCAUCCGAGCGACGGACUGGGGCCCGCGGCGCCUGAGCUCUCGGCAGAGCCUGUGGGUGCAGGUGUCGGACGUGAACGACAACGCCCCCGCCUUCAGCCAGGAGCUCUACAGCAUGUGGGUGACGGAGAACAACAGCCCCAUGGUGCGCAUCGGCAGCGUGCAGGCCAGCGACGCGGACGCGGGCAGCAACGCGCGCGUGCAGUACGCGCUGGUGCGUGAGGAGGGCGAGGAGCAGCCGGCGGUGUCGGUGAGCUCGGAGAGCGGCGACGUGUACGUGGUGCGCUCGCUGGACUACGAGCGGGUGCGCGCCUUGGAGGUGUGGGUGAGCGCGGCCGACGGCGGCUGGCCGGCGCUGAGCGCGCGGGCGCUGCUGCGCGUGCUGGUGCGCGACGAGAACGACAACGCGCCGGUGGUGCUGCACCCUGGUGCCGAGAGCGGCGCGGGCGCGGGCGAGCUGGUGCCGCGCUGGGCGCCGGCAGGCUACCUGGUGGCCAAGGUGGUGGCGGUGGACGCGGACGCGGGGCAGAACGCCUGGCUGUCCUACGAGCUGGCCAAGGCCACGGAGCCGGGGCUCUUCCGCCUCGGGCUGCACAGCGGCGAGCUGCGCACGGCGCGGGCCGUGGCCGAGCGCGACGCGCCCCGACACAGGCUCGUCGUGCUCGUGCGAGACCGCGGCCAGCCGCCGCGCUCGGCCAGCGCCACCCUCGCCGUCGCCCUGCUCCACGACUUCUCCGACGCCCAUGUGCGCCUCAGCCAGGACGCGCCGCCCGCCGAGCCCCACGACACGCUCACUCUCUACCUCAUCGCCUGCCUGGCCUGCGUCUCCGCGCUCUGCCUGGCCACCGGCCUGGCCGCCCUGCUCAUGAAGCUGCGGCGGGACAGGCGGAAGCACGACGAGCCCUUGCCCACCUUCCCGACGGCUGUCGCUGAGAGCGACGCAGGCUCCCUGCCCCGCAGCCUUGUCUACGACGUGUGCUUGGCCACCGGCACCCUGAGCAGUGACUUUCACUUCCUCGGUCCGCUCUUGCCCUGCUUCCCUGCCGGGAUGUCCCCUGGCCCUGCUCCACAGCGGCACUCGAUGUGCUCACAAGAGGCAUCCAAUUUCGGGGAAGGAGUCGACUGUGCUGCACAGGGCAGAGCUCCCCGUUCUGAAAACGCUGGUCCCAGACCUGCUGAAGCCGCUUGUGCUGCAAACAUUGGGGUGGAGCUAAACGUCACUUCUGAUCAGAACCCUUGGCUCACACGUCAUACCGGCACACAAAACCAGCUGACAGAGCUGCUCGGGAACGGCAGACGGGAACGCAGCCGGACUGCUCGGAGGCUUGCAGAAGCCUUUCCUCACCAUUCCUGA
Molecule: messenger RNA, 2785 nt
Organism: Dryobates pubescens (Downy woodpecker)
Lineage: Eukaryota; Metazoa; Chordata; Aves; Piciformes; Picidae
Product: protocadherin beta-15
Exons: 3
Coding region: 170-2785 (871 amino acids)
Biological process (GO): homophilic cell-cell adhesion
Cellular component (GO): plasma membrane
Molecular function (GO): calcium ion binding
Source: RefSeq, a predicted model, not a curated record